Dipodomys spectabilis (banner-tailed kangaroo rat) is the source of this 1116-nucleotide messenger RNA. It is a transcript of the gene Tmt1a, whose product is annotated as methyltransferase like 7A. NCBI's taxonomy places the organism in Eukaryota, Metazoa, Chordata, Mammalia, Rodentia, Heteromyidae. The record is from RefSeq and is a predicted model, not a curated record. Gene Ontology annotation, molecular function: S-adenosylmethionine-dependent methyltransferase activity. The transcript has 4 exons. Bases 78 to 875 code for a protein of 265 amino acids.
UAAUUAAUUCAGAGUCGGGUCUGCAGUUGUUGCUCGGAGACUUGUGUAAGUUUGCGGUGUUGCUCGUGUCCUGAGCCAUGGCGCUCGCCAUCUUCAUCCUUCAGCUGGUCGUCUACAUCGUGGCCUUCCCCAUGUACUUCCUGCACUUUCUGGGCUUGUGGAGCUGGAUAUGCAAAAGAUGGUUUCCCUACUUCUUGUCGCGGUUCUCGGUGAUGUACAACACGCAGAUGGCCAGCCGGAAGCAGGAGCUGUUCGGCCACCUGCAGGAGUUUGCGGGGCCCUCGGGGAAGCUGUCCCUGCUGGAGCUGGGCUGCGGCACGGGAACCAACUUCAAGUUCUACCCGCCCGGGUGCAGGGUGACCUGCAUCGACCCCAACCCCAACUUCGAGCGGUUCUUGUUCAAGAGCCUUGUGGAGAGCCGCCACCUGCAAUUCGAGCGCUUCGUGGUGGCGGCCGGGGAGGACAUGCGGGAGGUGGCCGACGGCUCGGUGGACGUGGUGGUCUGCACCCUGGUGCUGUGCUCCGUGCGCAACCCCGAGCAGAUUCUCCGAGAGGUGCACAGAGUGCUGCGGCCGAGAAAAAUGUCUUCAGAUAACCAGUGGUCAGCAGGUAAGGAUGAAGGCCCAUUUUCCCGAUUGAUCAGGAAGUCUAAGGACUCCCCGUUUGUCCCUGUAGGUCUAGCAGGUUUUGUGACUGUGGUGUCAUAUGGGCUUUACAAGUUAAAGUACAAAAGAGAUGAGAAAGUAUCCAUUCAUCUAAUUCACAUGCGAGUUGCUGCCCAAGGAUUUGCUGUAGGAGCUGUGACUCUAGGUGUUCUCUAUUCUAUGUAUAAGGAUUACAUUAGACCUCGAUUCUUCAAUGUGUCCAAAAAAUGAAGCUAUAGGCUGGAAGCAAGAAAGACAAGAGCUUCCGGCAAUCCUAUGAAGAAUGAAUUUUCAGUGUGUAGCAAACUAUACUGAAGAAGUAUUACACAGAACUCUCCUAGGUUUUGUAUUAAGUCUCAAAUGUUUAAGAAGUUGACUUCCAAAUCCACAGCAGUUGGCUAAGAAACAUUCCUUCUUUAUUUUGGUAGUGGGUUUUAGGUAGGCAUUCCACUAUUGAGCCAUGCCUCCAGAA